This is a messenger RNA of Rhopalosiphum padi (bird cherry-oat aphid), 733 nucleotides long. Its product is annotated as T-cell acute lymphocytic leukemia protein 1 homolog. Bases 129 to 566 code for a protein of 145 amino acids. Gene Ontology annotation, biological process: regulation of transcription by RNA polymerase II. The record is from RefSeq and is a predicted model, not a curated record. The transcript has 3 exons. Lineage: Eukaryota; Metazoa; Arthropoda; Insecta; Hemiptera; Aphididae. Gene Ontology annotation, molecular function: RNA polymerase II cis-regulatory region sequence-specific DNA binding; protein dimerization activity; DNA-binding transcription factor activity, RNA polymerase II-specific.
CGAAAUACUUAAUACUUAUUUGUUUCCUAAAGUGUGUUGUAGGAAGAAGUCCAUUGUAUAAUAAGUAUUAUCAUAUUUUUAUAUAACAUUGUAAUGUUUUUAUUUGGAUAUAUUUACAUUUUUUAAUUAUGCCGAAAAAUCAACAAACCCAACAAAUAUUAAAUGAUACAAGGGAUGAUUCGUCUUCAUCUCGGGUUGUCAUGCUGUUUGGAUCAGAUGAGGAAUGUGACUUAACAUCGGAUGACUUGACGUCUGGCGAUGAAGACGCAUCGUCAGGAAAUCAAUUAACUGGGAUCCGACGGUUCCCUGUACCAGAUUCCCGAAAACCAUGUACUGUAACCAAUUCUCGGGAACGCUGGCGCCAACACAACGUUACCGGUGCUUUUGCCGAACUUCGUAAAUUGGUACCCACUCACCCACACGAUAAGAAAUUAUCGAAGAAUGAAAUUUUAAGAAUGGCUAUCAAGUACAUUCGUCUUUUAAGUGGUGUCCUUGAAUGGCAAGAGAAUCAACAAGAUUUCAGCAAUAAUAAUGAAGAUUGUAUGGACAAUAAUGUGUAUUUAUAAUUAUAGUAUGUAUCGCAAAAUAAAAUGUUACAUUAUUAUAUACUUGACGAUAUAAUAUGACGGUAAAAACUAACAACGUUUUUAAUUAAUGUACGUUGAUUAGAAAUAUAUAUUUCUACAUUAUAGUAGUUAGUAUAGGUGUAUACAUAUUAUAUUUAUAAACUAAA